Messenger RNA from Cygnus atratus (black swan), 2456 nucleotides. It is a transcript of the gene EVX2, whose product is annotated as even-skipped homeobox 2. Lineage: Eukaryota; Metazoa; Chordata; Aves; Anseriformes; Anatidae. Gene Ontology annotation, cellular component: nucleus. Gene Ontology annotation, molecular function: RNA polymerase II cis-regulatory region sequence-specific DNA binding; DNA-binding transcription factor activity, RNA polymerase II-specific. Gene Ontology annotation, biological process: regulation of transcription by RNA polymerase II. The record is from RefSeq and is a predicted model, not a curated record.
CCACACCGCCGCCGCGCCCGCGGGCAAGGAAAAGUUGAUAUUUACUUUUGUCUGGUUUUGGGGCUGUAAAACGCAGGACACCACACUGCAGUCUAAAUUCACAUUUCAAAGGGCUGACAUAAAACGCUCAUUAAUGGAAGGCUGGAUUUUGCAAACAACGCCUAGAAUGUUUCCUAAAUAUUUUGUGGAAUGUUUAGGGAGACUUUAACACGUUAUUAAAAAAAAAAAAAAAUCUGACAAGUAUCCCAUUUUCGAGCUAUGAAUCAUGCGCAAGAGCACAAGAACUUAGGAGAUGUGUGUGACUAACAUUAGCGGGAACAGCUCUCCUCGAAAAAAAUCGACCCCGCUUUUAAUCACAGGAAACGUUGGGGUGUUUCUCCGGGCGAUCAAACCCUCGGGUUCUCAGGGUCUAAAUACUAGAUGAUGUGGGUGAAAAAAAUCACGGAGAGAAUAAAGGCUGGGCAGCUACCGAAGAGCACUCCAGAGAUGCUAACGACAAAGGAUUUAUCUUCGUUUAAAUGGUUGCCAUCAGCGUCAUUAUUACUAGCAAAGUUAUCACUGAAGGGAGACUUUCCGACUGUCACGUCUGCCGAGCGUGGUAGCCCGUGUCCCCUGCAGCUCCCAGACGCUGCACUCCACAUCACCCGGAAAAGAGCGGAGGGAUGAGCUAACCGAGCCACAGAGGCCAAACCCCAGAGCAAUUCAAGCAAGAUCUGAUCAAGCAAAGGACAAGAGCUUUACUCCUCACUUCUUGUCUUUCUUUCUUUCCACCUGGAUAUAUUUGUCUGCUCAGAAGCCGCCUUCAUUAUCCACUGACAGGAGCUUGUAUUUAUUUGCUUAUAAACCUGUUACAAUAAAUGAUUAUUCGAACAGCGUCAUUCGUACCUUAAUGACGAGCACUACUUUUUGAUGAAUGACAUUUCGGGCUAGAAAGGAUGUAUGGGUCAUUUUGACCAGUCAUUCCCUCGCUUUGGCAUCCCACAAUUUUUACGCCUCCCUCAAAAAGAGAUAAUAAUAUUUAGAGACACUUGCCGGGCUGAAUGUGAAUUAGCCCCUGCUGCAGCUCAUCAUUAGUACAGGACCAGCCCUGCAACUUUGACAUUUUUUAUAAAGCUGAGAUGAUGGAAAGAAUAAGAAAAGAGAUGAUCCUGAUGGAGAGAGGGCUGCACAGCCCUACAGCUGGCAAAAGGCUCUCGAAUUUGUCAGACUCAGCUGGAAAUGCGGUGCUGGAGGCCCUUGAAAAUUCUCAGCACAGUGGUCGCCUCAGCCCGAGACUAACUUCCGCCUCCCUGCACAGCGCGAUAGGGGACAUCUCCGCCAAAGAAUUCGAAAUAGACACUUUAUUCAAUCUUCAGCACCCGAGCAGCGAAAGCGCCGUCUCGUCCGAAAUCCCGCCGUCGGAAAGCAGGAAGAAAUCAGUUUAUUCGGAAGUUGCUCAAGAGGCAGAUAUGAACAGUGAUGUGGAGGUGGGCUGCUCCGCACUCCGCUCCCCGGCCAGCCUGACUUCCUCCCAGCUGAAGGAAAACAGUAACAAAGGCUACGCGGAGAGCAGCCCCGCGCCCAGCGCCCCCGCCGCCGCCGCCGCCGCCCCCGCCGCCGGCCUGGGCAGCCUGCACAGCACCAGCGCGCUGGGCGGCUCGGCGGCGGGGGCCGACCAGGUGCGGCGGUACCGCACCGCCUUCACCCGCGAGCAGAUCGCCCGCCUGGAGAAGGAGUUUUACCGGGAGAACUACGUGUCGCGGCCGCGGCGCUGCGAGCUGGCCGCCGCCCUCAACCUCCCCGAGACCACCAUCAAGGUGUGGUUCCAGAACCGGCGCAUGAAGGACAAGCGGCAGCGCCUGGCCAUGUCGUGGCCCCACCCGGCCGACCCCAGCUUCUACACCUACAUGAUGACCCACGCGGCCGCCACGGGCAGCCUGCCCUACCCCUUCCACUCGCACGUCCCGCUCCACUACUACCCGCACGUCGGGGUCACCGCCGCCGCCGCCGCUGCCGCCGCCUCGGGCGCCGCCGCCGCGCCCUUCGCCACCUCCAUCCGCCCGCUGGACACCUUCCGCGCCCUCUCGCACCCCUACUCGCGCCCGGAGCUGCUCUGCAGCUUCCGACACCCCGGCCUCUACCAGGCGCCGGCCGCCGCCGCCGCCGGCCUCAACAGCAGCGCGGCCGCCUCGGCGGCGGCGGCGGCGGCGGCGGCUGCGGCGGCGGCGGCGGGGUCGGGGCCGCCGGGGGGCUCGGCGCCCUGCUCCUGCCUCAGCUGCCACAGCAGCCAGACGGCGGCGGCGGCGGCGGCGGCGGCCUCGGCGCUGGGCUCGCGGGGCGCCGCCGCCACCGACUUCCCGUGCACCGCGGCCGCGCAGCGCUCCGAAAGCGGCUUCCUGCCCUACUCGGCCGCCGUGCUCAGCAAGGCCGCCGUCGCCUCGCCGGACCAGCGGGAGGAGGCGCCGCUCACCAGAUAA